AUGCAAUAUAAUUGUUGUUACACCAAUCAUUUCAUUGCCAAUUUUGAUACGUAUUUUUGGCGAUGCUUUGCAUAUAAGCGAAUCUAAAGCACGUGAUAUAUUAUCUAAGUUUAUACCUAAAUAUUUUGCUGAUCAAAAUAUCUACUUAUAUGUGAUGGUGCUGCACUUUGAGGCAUCAUUUUUUAUUGGAGAAAUUGCAACAAUUGCAAUAGGAUCGAUGUUAAUUGCAUAUCUUAAACAUACCUGUGGAAUGUUUAAAAUUGCCAGCUAUCGUAUAGAAAAAGCAAUGAGUAUGCAAAAUGUUUGCCCAAAGAACGAAAUUAUAAUGUAUGAAGGAAUAAUUCAUGCCAUAGAUAUUCAUCGUACUGCUAUCAAAUUCCUUACAUUUUCAUUUACCUGUAUGAAGUUUUCGUUGCUCUCUUUAAUAACAGUUGCUGUGAUUUGUUUGAGUCUGAAUCUUUACGCAAUACAAUGUUCAAUGGUAUGUAGCACCUUUGCGCAUACAGAAAUUGAUACUGUUUCUUUUGCAAAGAGGUAACAAAACCGUAAAUCUGAAUUUUGGCGGAGUGUUUAUUUUAUCCUUGGAACUUUUAGGCAUGUUAACAAAGAUGUCAAUAUCCUACUUUACCGUUAUUUACUCUAUACAAGAAUAACGAAGAAAAUAAAUCAUAGAAUUGCAUGUCGCAGA
Camponotus floridanus (Florida carpenter ant) is the source of this 688-nucleotide messenger RNA. RefSeq lists its product as uncharacterized. Bases 155 to 538 code for a protein of 127 amino acids. The record is from RefSeq and is a predicted model, not a curated record. NCBI's taxonomy places the organism in Eukaryota, Metazoa, Arthropoda, Insecta, Hymenoptera, Formicidae. The transcript has 5 exons.